Fusarium oxysporum Fo47 is the source of this 2062-nucleotide messenger RNA. RefSeq lists its product as uncharacterized. The transcript has 4 exons. Gene Ontology annotation, biological process: carbohydrate metabolic process. The record is from RefSeq and is a predicted model, not a curated record. The coding region runs from base 85 to 1887 and encodes 600 amino acids. Lineage: Eukaryota; Fungi; Ascomycota; Sordariomycetes; Hypocreales; Nectriaceae. Gene Ontology annotation, molecular function: phosphotransferase activity, alcohol group as acceptor; kinase activity.
CCCAUCAAAGUCAUGGAGUAGGUUUUUCUUCAUCUCGCCGUUCUUUCACAUUUCAGGCAUAGUUGCUAAUUUACCUUCGUCGCAAUGGAUAGACCUCCUCAAGUUUUGGAUCACUAUAUCGGUGUCGAUGUCGGUACUGGCUCUGCUCGUGCUUGUAUCAUUGACGAAACUGGUGAUAUCAAGGCUCUGGCCUCUGAGAACAUCAAGCUAUGGCAGCCUGAGACAGGCUACUACGAACAAUCCACCACAGAUAUCUGGCAAUGCAUCUGCGAAUGUGUCCGCCGCGUUGUCAGCGAGUCCACAGUCAACCCCUCGAGCAUCAAGGGCAUUGGCUUUGAUGCUACCUGCUCUCUUGCCGUCUUCACCCACGACACCGACGAGCCGCUCCCCGUCACCGGCCCAGACUUCACAAAUGAUGGCAAUGACCGCAACGUCAUCUUGUGGCUCGAUCACAGACCUGUCGAAGAGACCGAGAAGAUCAACAACACUAAGCACAAGCUUCUCAAAUAUGUUGGUGGAAAAAUGAGCAUUGAGAUGGAGAUGCCAAAGGUGCUCUGGCUCAAGAACCACAUGCCGCCUGAGCUGUUCGCACGUGCCAAGUUCUAUGAUCUUGCUGAUGCUCUCACCCACUUGGCUACUGGCAACGAGACCCGUAGCUACUGCAGUGUUGUCUGCAAGCAGGGCUUCGUCCCAGUGGGUGUCGAUGGUAGCGUCAAGGGUUGGCAAGAAGACUUCUACCAUGAGAUUGGCCUUGACGAUCUUACCAAGGACGACUUCAAACAGAUGGGUGGUGUCAACGGGGUGAACGGAACCUAUGUCAGCGCUGGCGAGCCUGUAGGCACUCUGAGUCGACUAGCCGCGAACCAACUCGGUCUUCCCAUGGGCAUCCCUGUGGGCAGCGGUGUCAUUGACGCAUAUGCAGGUUGGAUCGGAACUGUGGGCGCUAAGGUCGAUCUUGGAGACGACGAGCUCAACGCUGCUGUACCCCACAAUGACCUUGCCCAAGCCUUCACUCGUUUGGCUGCUGUUGCAGGAACUUCCACAUGCCACUUGGCUCUGUCCAAGGAACCUGUCUUUGUACCUGGUGUCUGGGGUCCUUACCGCGAUGUCCUCCUGCCCGAGUUUUGGAUGGCUGAAGGUGGUCAGUCCGCGACUGGAGAGCUUCUGCGACAUAUGCUCGAUAUCCACCCCGCUUACAAUGAGACGUGCGCCCUUGCCAAGGCUGAAGACAAGCACAUCUAUGACUUCCUCAACACUCACCUUGAGUUAAUGGUUGAGAAGCAUAAUGCUCCUUCGAUUUCAUACCUUGGCCGUCACCACUUCUUCUACGGUGACCUUUGGGGUAAUCGCUCACCAAUAGCUGAUCCCAACAUGAAAGGCAGCAUGAUUGGACUGGACAGCGACAAGAGCACCGACAACAUGGCCCUUUGGUACUAUGCCACCAUGGAAUUCAUCGCGUUGCAGACCCGCCAAAUCAUCGAGCAGAUGAACAAUGCCGGCCACGAGAUCUCCUCCAUCUUCAUGUCUGGCUCCCAGUGCCAGAACCCCGUUCUCAUGAACCUUCUAGCAACCGCCUGCGGCAUGCCUGUCCUCAUCCCACGUUACGUCAAUGCUGCUGUCGUUCACGGUGCUGCCAUGCUAGGCGCCAAGGCAGCAAGCCAUGCCAAGGAGGGCAGUGAGCCUGAGUCUCUCUGGAGCAUCAUGGAUCGCAUGAGCAAGCGAGGUCGACUGGUCGAUCCCAGCACCAACGAGGAUGAGAAGGCUCUUCUUGAUGCCAAGUAUGAAAUCUUCCUGGACAUGUGCAAGACACAGCAAGAAUACCGCAGCAAGAUUGACAAGGUGGCUUCCAAGAAGGCACAUGUCAAUGGUGCUCCCAAUGGUGCUUAGGAGUUGAGCUUGUGUAUUACAUGACGAUAUGAAGUUGAUGAGCGCUGGAUUUGGGCAAUUGGCGUCGGAAUUUGGUAUAAAGGCCAGUAAUUUAAUGAUCAUGCGUGCGUAGAUACGAAGGCGUAUCCCUGAAAAGGGUGAAUGAAAUAGAAUAAUUGAUUUCUUUCUUUGUUAA